AUGAGUUUUGCCCCACUCAGUGAUGGCAUUGCGCUUGACAUAGUCGAGUCCAGGAGGGAGAAUCGCACCGCUUUGAGAGCUGAACUCCAGCCCGAGAUCAGUGGAUCCGGUACCAUCGGUGCUUUCGAAUGUCCAGUUGUCGGACAAUCAAACCUGGACAGUCGAGUCUUGAAUGGCGUCACGGAAGGCCUCGCUAGAGACAAUGGCCUGCAAGAAGCACAAAGGACGAGGUGCACUUUGUGGUACUCGCAGGAGACCGGGACCUGGCGUGCGAUGUGCCACCGCACUCUCACCAGAAAGCGGGCAGCAAACGCGCUGAGUCGUCCCCAAAAUGUUCUAGCAGUUGACUCGUAUCGGUCCGGCAUAUCGGGCGCAGGCAGGAACUCUUCCACCGUCAGGCACCUCAAUCUGACCAGAUCUCCGUAUUAUCCUUUCAGCUCAGACUCUAUCAGAACCUUGAUCUCGUCCCUGGUAGGGGCAACAGUGGUCUCGGGGCUCAUCCGGCCAGCCUUGGACUCCAUCCGCGUGGUGAAGAUGUUCGCCUUGACCGUGGCAGUACCGGGCGGUAGAGUCUGGGUGGCCGUUGCAGUAUCGGGCACGCUCGACCGGACACUUCCGCUUGCAUUCGAAGCGGUCUCACUCGAAAGGGGGCCAGAGAUCAUCCCUCACCUAGUAGCUUACGUCUACGGUGCUGACAGUGGUCGAGGGGCCGGCGACAGCAGUAGGAGCAUGCUCAGUGCGGGUGGUGAAUACCAACUCGUACCCAGACCCGCUGGCCGGGGGGUGUACUGCCGCAGUGGUAGUGACGGAUGUGCUGGCUGCAGGGGUGGUAGGCGUAAGGAAUACCUCGUGUCCGGAGCGGCCUGA
Dioszegia hungarica is the source of this 867-nucleotide messenger RNA. RefSeq lists its product as uncharacterized. Lineage: Eukaryota; Fungi; Basidiomycota; Tremellomycetes; Tremellales; Bulleribasidiaceae. The record is from RefSeq and is a predicted model, not a curated record. The transcript is spliced from 5 exons. The coding region runs from base 1 to 867 and encodes 288 amino acids.